AAAGGAAGACCAGGCAUGCAUACACUCUCUCUCAAAAAAUCUACAACAAGGUUACCUGCCUGUCCAGGAGAUGGGUUGGAAGAAGGCAAGGUCAGAACAGGCAGUCAUGCAGAGAUACAACGUGCAGCUUCUCAGAGCAGGUCCGUGAACCACAAGAUCAACCAGAGCCGGCUUCUUCUGUUGAGUUCUCUCCUCUUGCUACUGUUGCAUUCUGGGAGAGGAAGUGCCCGGACCACGUUGCUGCAGUUGCACCAGGCGGAGAGAUCCAGCAUGGCUGCUUCCAGCAAGAGAAAACUCGCUGAGCUGAGCGUGGAUGAAUUCCUGACCUCCAGAUUUGAUUCUGAUGCGGAUGACAAUUCGGAGGAGGAAGGCUUGGAUUCUGGGGAAGAUGAGACGCCUACAAAGCUAAACCAGAAUGGGAAGGCCAGGAGCAAGACAAAAGAGAGGCUCAAAUCGAAAUCUGUGGAGAAGAAAAUGAAGAAGGGAAAGGCUUCACAACACAAAGACCAGCUGUCCCGGCUGAAGGAACGAGAUCCGGAUUUUUACAAAUUUUUGGAAGAAAAUGACCGCACACUGCUGAAUUUCGAUGACUCCGACAGCUCUGAUGAAGGGGAAGGACUUCACGUGUUGCCUGAGAAACUAGAGGAAGCUAGUGAGGACGAAGAUGAUGAUGAAGAAGAAGGAACUGCCAAGCGGAAAAAAGUUGACUUCAUCACUGUAAAUUUGAAGAUGGUGGAACACUGGAAAGAAGCUGCACAGAAGCAGCUCACGGCUAAGCUCUUCCGUGAGAUCACCCAGGCUUUCAAAGCCUGCGUGGUGACGGCCAAGGGGAAUGCUGUAGGGCUGGAUCCCGGCAAGUACAAAGUCACCGACAGCACAGUGUUCAAUACCCUUUUGUCCUUCUGUAUCCGUGAUCUUUUUGGACUACUGCAGAAGUUACUUCAGGUGAAAGCUGCAAAAAACAAAUCCAAGAUGGGCUUGCCUUCCUCCAGUCCCCUUUGGGGCAAGCUACGCCUGGACAUCAAAACUCACCUUGGCUGCACCAUCCAGCUCCUGUCAUGUUUAACAGAAGCCUCUGUGGGAGCAGCUGUCCUCCAGCACGUCAACGCUAUUGUGCCUUAUUACUUAACUUUCCCAAAGCAGAGUCGGAUGCUGCUCAAGCAAGCGACCCGUCUCUGGAGCACAGGCGAGGAAACGGUGAGGGUGCUGGCUUUCCUGGUGCUCAACAAAAUCUGCCGUCAUAAAAAGGACGUCUACUUAAACCCAGUUCUCAAGCAAAUGUACAUAUCCUAUGUGAAGAACUCCAGGUUCACUUCGCCCAACGCUCUUCCCAUGAUCAACUUCAUGCAGCGGACUCUGACAGAGAUGUACGCCCUCGACACCUGCGUCUCCUACCAGCAUGCCUUCAUCUACAUCCGCCAGCUGGCCAUUCACCUGCGCAGUGCCAUGACUGUGAAAAAGAAGGAAAACUACCAGUCGGUUUACAACUGGCAGUAUGUCCAUUGCUUGUACUUCUGGUGUCGGGUCCUAAGCACCAUCUAUCCGAACGACGUCAUGGAGCCCUUGAUUUACCCUUUGACACAGGUCAUCAUUGGCUGCAUUAAGCUGGUGCCCACGGCUCGUUUCUACCCCCUGCGCAUGCACUGCAUCCGGGCUCUAACCCUGCUGUCGGAAAGCACGCGGACAUUCAUUCCUGUCUUGCCUUUUAUCUUGGAGGUUUUCCAGCAGGUAGACUUCAACAAGAAACCCGGGCGCAUGAGUUCUAAGCCCAUUAACUUUGCCGUCAUUUUGAAGCUUUCCAAGGCUAAUUUGCAGGAGAAGACUUUUCGGGAUGGCCUCAUUGAACAGCUGUACGACUUGACGGUGGAGUACCUUCAUGGCCAUGCCUACAUGAUCAGUUUUCCAGAGCUUGCCCUCCCAGCCAUACUCCAGCUGAAAACGUUCCUGAAGGAGUGCAAGGUUGCCAACUACUGCAAGACGAUCCGUCAACUCCUGGAGAAGUUGCAGGAAAACUCUGCCUACAUCACAAGCAAGCGCCAGAAAGCCACCUUUGGCGUCGCUAACCGGGAGGCUGUGGAACAAUGGGAGAACAAGGUCAGAGAAGAGGGGACUCCGCUGAUGAUGUAUUAUCUACACUGGAAGAAGCUGAGAGAAAAGGAGAUACAGCUAGAGAUCAGUGGCAAAGAGCGGCUAGAAGAUCUGAACCUUCCAGAAAUCAAACGGAAGAAGCCGGGCGAACAGAAGGACGAUGAUAAGAGGGAGUUCAAGGCCCUUUUCGAGAUGGACAGCGACUCGGAAGAGGAGGAUGCUGUUGGUGGCCUGUCUGUCAAAGAGAAACCAAAGAGCCGGAAGGGCAACCUUGAUGGAGCUUCACUUGACAGCAGUGAGGAAGAGGAUGGCAACGAUGAAGGAGAGUACGAAGUGGAAGACGAGGAAGAAGAGGAGACCUCCAGUGAUUCAGAUGGGAGAGGCAAAGGGGCCGGCUGCAAGGGUGUCAGGAAACAGCUGUCUCAGGCGGAGCUGAAGCAGCUGGCGCAGGGCCCCGAAGACGUGGUGGAAGACUUGGACUUCUCCGAUGACAGCAGCACUUGCGGACAAGCAGGCUGGGCGUUUCUAGGGCAAGGGAGGAGGAGGUAGGAUCCAGGCGGGUGUCUGGUGGUGGUAACCCAGCGUGUCCCUUCAAAGGGGCAGUGGCUGACAGGGGGCAGCUGCUCCCCAAGGCAUCACUUGGAACAUGAAAAGCUUCUCCAGCGCAGUUCUAUGCGUUGGGGAGAAACACAGUAAAGUUUGCGGUUUUGCCAGGGGCAGUACAGCAGCUCAGCCAAAGCAAUAAAAAGUCCCUUGUCAAAAUGCGCCACUUUAAAUAAGGUGGGCCGGGCGGACCUGCCUCCAAAUUCCAGUUUGGUCCUGCUGGGAAAAAGCCAACACAACGGUGUGGGCUGCAGCUGGACUUGCCCAGUACUCUUCCCUGUUCAGCCGUCUCCCAGCGUGGCUUGUGCUUUUGAAAUUGACGCAGAGUGGGGAGUCCUGUUUGCGCGUUUUGCCAGCGAGUGACCCUCGUUCUAUAAAAAGCGCAGCCCAGCUGUAGAAGCAACCACAUUUUGCUAAGCGGAGGGUAGGGGAAAAGAAGGGCAAAUAGCUGUGUGCUCAGAAACCUGCACAGAUGCUUGAUUUUUUAAAAAAAUUAGCACACCUGGUUGUUCCUGAGGAACAUUCUUGGCCAGAGCAUACCCCCUUUCCUUCCCCAUCUUGCCAGCAUUUAAUUCCUCUGACGCUAGAAGCUGCCUCGUUUGUUCCUAGCAAACGGACCAUCUGCCUUGGGGUUUUUUGCCCAGGAGCAAAGAGCUCUUUAGUUUUCAUGCUUGCACUCUGCAGCAGAUGUUGAGGUAGCUUUUGCGGCAAUGUGCAAACCCCCCCCCCCAACCCUCCACUUCUGUUCUUUGGCAAAUGCACGGGGCAAACCUGUAGUCAAGACAGCAGCCCCCCACAUAGAGAGGGAGGGAGCAGCCGUCUGUGUGGGGUGAUCGCAUGCAUUGGCUUCUGGAGCUGUAGGGGAUGGUUACUUGGACCUCAUUCACAGCAGACAUUUUUUCCAUCGUUACGCCACGUUAAACAGUCACGGCUUUCCCCAAAAUGAAUCCUGGGAAGUGUAGUUUUGAAGGGUGCCAAGAGUUGUUUCCCUCAUAGGGCUACAAUUCCCAGAGUUCCCUAAACUACUCGGGGAAUUGGAGCCCUCUGAGGAGACGGCUAUUCCUUUCACAACUCUGGGUGACUUUCACAAACUACCCUUCCCAGGAUUAGUUUUGGGAAAGCCAAAACUGUUUGAAGUGGAAUAAAUGUCUGGUGUGAAUGUGGCCUUAAUUAAAACGGCAGAUGCCUUCAGCGUGUCGCCCCUUGCCCACGUUAUGGGCCCACCCUAUGGGAAGCUGGACACUUACGCAUUGUGAUGGGCCCACAGGGCUGCCUAUCCCAGAGACGGGCCAGAUUACAGGGGCGAGAGGGGCUUUGUAGGAUAGCCAACCUGUACCACAAGGAAUGUGCAUUUUCUUUUAACUGAGACUCCUUUUGUCCCUGGCACCACUACACAGACUCUCUUGCCUUACCCUGGCACAAGGGGCCCAACACCAACCUUUGGUUCACAUAGUAUGUAUGCCCUCAAUGUUGUACCCACAAGGCAGCUUUUGCUUGAGCUGUGGUGCCUUAAGAGCUCUCAGAAGGCUCCUCUGCCCACUGGGUGCCCUCCAGUUGGUGUAGACUACUGUUUCCAUCAGCUCCAGCCAGCAACCAGGGGAGGUGUAUCUCAACAACCUCUGGAAGGCCGCAGGUUGAGCAGAGCUGAUUUGGGGGGGGGGACACACACCUGUGGCUCUCCUGGUACUGUUCAACUCCCAGCAGCCCUUGGCUGGGGCCUGAUCUGGAGAGCCAUCGGUUCUGCUUUGCAGCAUUCAGUCUCGAGAAGCCAGGGGCGUGGGGUGGCUGUCAGCCUAAAACUCUCACCUUGCCCCAGUGUAGUAAUCUUAACCUUUAACAGUCUGUUGCUUACUCUACUCGUGCCUACUGGUGACAGCAUGCCGUCCGUUCAUAGCAGGCAAAGGAGGAUAGGUAGGGACAGGCCCCUUGGCGUUCUCUGGAUUCACGGCUGCUUCCUCUUAAAAGCCAUCUGUGCGCUAACAGGCCCCCCUCUCUACUCUGACAGCGUAUACACCAUAGAUUUAAAGCACACAACUUCCCCCAUGGGAUACUGGGUGGGAAGUGUAGUUUGUUAAGCAAUGAAAAUUUAAUGUGUACCCAGCUAGUAUGUAAUACUUUUGCAAUGUUGCAAGACUCUCCUUCAGGAAGAGGUUACCCCUCCCCUUUUUAAGUACAUAGGCGGCCUGUGGAACAACCAUUUUAUAAAUUAAGUGAUUUCUUUUUUAUUGUUGUUAUUUAAAUCGAUUUGCUGGAAAGCAUUGGCCUUGAUGUGAUGGAUAAUGACCAUAUAUAUAUAAAGAAGCUUAAGGUACCACCA
This is a messenger RNA of Rhineura floridana, 5008 nucleotides long. It is a transcript of the gene NOC2L, whose product is annotated as NOC2 like nucleolar associated transcriptional repressor. Gene Ontology annotation, biological process: ribosomal large subunit biogenesis; negative regulation of transcription by RNA polymerase II. The coding region runs from base 16 to 2637 and encodes 873 amino acids. Gene Ontology annotation, molecular function: transcription corepressor activity; histone binding. Gene Ontology annotation, cellular component: Noc1p-Noc2p complex; nucleoplasm; nucleolus. The transcript is spliced from 21 exons. The record is from RefSeq and is a predicted model, not a curated record. NCBI's taxonomy places the organism in Eukaryota, Metazoa, Chordata, Lepidosauria, Squamata, Rhineuridae.